AUGUAUAAACCCGAAUCGUGGCUGCCAACUGAGGAAAAGAUGCAGAGAAAUGGAGGUGGAAGAGGACUUGAUUGCCAGGAGGGUAAGAGACAUUCGGCCGGACCGACUAAUGUAGCACACGGAAACGCCUUUGUCUCCCAGUCUUCUGGCACUCUACGUCCGCGAAAGUCUGUCUCCCGACAGGCUAGUACAGCAGCCGGCCAGCCGGCUUUGACAAAGUUUUGCCAGUCUGGCCAUCAGUCUCUGGAGGUCAAGGAGGGAUCAGCAGUGAUCGUGGAAAUAAUGCACGAGCCAUCGAAAACUGAAACAGCUAUUACUGCCACUUUUGUAUCAACACAAACCGAUGCCAAAGACGAAAAGACGCAUGGCGUCAGUGGAAUAGAAAGUAAUUGUUUGUCACCACAGGAAUUAGACAGAACAGAACUUGUCACCAAGGGUGAGCAUAAAUUAGCAUGUAUAACCACACUAUCUGUCUUAUCGUAUUUCAUAUGUUAG
Protopolystoma xenopodis is the source of this 495-nucleotide messenger RNA. NCBI's taxonomy places the organism in Eukaryota, Metazoa, Platyhelminthes, Monogenea, Polystomatidea, Polystomatidae. The record is from the annotation of a GenBank genome assembly.